Homalodisca vitripennis (glassy-winged sharpshooter) is the source of this 7714-nucleotide messenger RNA. It is a transcript of the gene fbl, whose product is annotated as pantothenate kinase 3. The record is from RefSeq and is a predicted model, not a curated record. Gene Ontology annotation, molecular function: ATP binding; pantothenate kinase activity. The transcript has 7 exons. Gene Ontology annotation, cellular component: cytosol; nucleus. Gene Ontology annotation, biological process: coenzyme A biosynthetic process. NCBI's taxonomy places the organism in Eukaryota, Metazoa, Arthropoda, Insecta, Hemiptera, Cicadellidae. Bases 20 to 928 code for a protein of 302 amino acids.
AAUUACAUUAUUAUGUGUCAUGUUACAGAUGGACAAUGUGGGUAUCGGUGGACGCACGGGCUCACUGCACUUUAUCCGGUUCCCCACCAGUGAGAUGGGCAACUUUCUGGCACUGGCCAAGAGCAAGGGGAUGGCAGCUCUAAUCACCACUGUCUGUGCUACAGGUGGUGGUGCCUUCAAGUUCGAGAAGCAGUUCAUGCAGGAAGUAAAUAUGAAGCUGGCCAAGUUUGACGAGCUGGAUACACUUAUCAAGGGCAUGCUGUUUGUGGAGGCUACUAACCCCCGUGAGUGCUACUAUUUUACACACCCAACUGAUGAGGACAAGUGUCAGAAGUGUCUCUACAACUUCAGCAACCCUUAUCCCUUCAUGAUCGUGAAUAUAGGAUCAGGUGUGAGUGUAUUGGCAGUGUAUGGCCCGAAUGAGUGGAAAAGGAUAUCAGGAACCAGUUUAGGAGGUGGAACAUUCCUUGGACUAUGUUGUCUGCUCACGGGUUGUAACUCGUUUGAGGAGGCUAUCGAACUGGCGACUUGUGGGGACAACAAACAUGUGGACAAACUUGUGAAAGACAUCUACGGUGGCAACUAUGAGAAGUUUGGCCUCCAGGGUGAUCUAGUAGCUAGCAGUUUUGGCCAGAUGAAUUCGAAAGAGAAGCGUGCAACAGUGAGUAGGGAAGAUCUUGCACGUGCAACACUUGUUACUAUCACCAACAACAUUGGUUCUAUUGCGCGCAUGUGUGCUCUCAAUGAGAAGAUUACCAGGGUGGUGUUUGUGGGCAACUUUCUGCGAGUGAAUCCUAUCUCCAUGAAGCUGCUGGCAUACGCCAUGGACUACUGGUCUGAUGGUACACUGAAGGCUCUUUUUCUGGAGCACGAGGGCUAUUUUGGUGCUGUCGGGAGUCUGCUUGCAUUCAAUGAAGAGAUCAGUUGAGACCAAUGGAGCUGCCUGUGGCUGGCACCUACUGUACCACCAUGCUAGCCCUAGCAGCCACCUAUACUUUCUACACAAGUAUUAUCUCCGUAGUGUGGAACAUUUGAAAGCUGUUAUGCCAAUUUUAGCUGUCCUAUAAGGUUGUCUUUAACUUGUUUUUGUAACAUCUAGUAGGAAUGUAUUUUUGUAUAAGCUCAAAUGUUCCUUAUUGUUAGUUAAAUGUCAAAGUCAUUCACAUGGUCUACAGAUAUUUAGUUGAUCGCAGGGGGUUAAAUUUUUGUUGUAACUUAUUUUAAAUUUUUUUACAAAUUAAUGUAUCAUUAGGAAUUUCUUCUAAUUUUUGGGAUUUAACCCUUUUAACCCCGGUCAUUAUGUAAUAUCCAAAAAUCCCAAGUCAUUUUUGGAGAAAAUGCAAGUGUUUUGUUAAAAAAUUCAUAACUUGGCUAUUUUUUAACAUAUCAAGCUAUUUCUUUUUUAGUUUUACUUCUUAUUACAUGUGGUUCACAAACAUAUGCAAAAAAUAAUAUCUUGAAAAUACUUUAUAUAUAUGUUGAUGAAAACCAUAUAGAAAAAAAAUUGACACACAAAUGUCUAUUUAUUUUAUGUUAAAUUUAAUUCUUAUUCUAAUGAAAUAAAAAUUAUAGUUCUACUUUAUUCACAAGUUGAGUAACUUGAAUUUUUGUAAGGACGUGUCAUUUUUCUUUUUGCUAUUUUUGUACAAGUAAAUGAAACACGAGAUUUGAAAUUCAUAGUAUUUAACAUAAAGCCAAAAUUAAUUCUUAUAAAAUAAUUAAAAUUGUUUAUAGCCUAGAUUAAAAAAAUUAAAAAAAACUUUUAAUACAAUAUUUACAUAUCUAGAAUAUGUUUUCGAAAUGUCAAGAUAGCUAUUACUCAAAUUGUCGUCAUUGCCCUCAUCCACACCACUUGCAACUAAGUAAUUGGUGUAUUUUUGAUUACGGGAGACUUUGAACAAUUCCUUUUACUAAUUUUCAAAUAAAAUAAGUAACAAUCUAAUAUUUAACUGCCGUACUAUAUACUGUUUUAACUUAAUAACAUUAAAUAAGAUGGAAUGUUCACAACUUAGCGAAAUACAGCUGUCUGCAACAAUCAGUGAGCAGUCAGCCGAGAUGAAUUGUAAUUUCUCAAUCACAUAAUGACAAAAUACGAAGUCAAAAACUUUACGAACAAUUAUAUUUAGAUGCAGUACAUCUUUUUGCACAAGCCUGUGGAAUUUCAAAGCAUUUGGUAAAAUAGGUGGCCAGAAAAAUAAUACAAAGUGCAUGUCUGGACUACAUGGAUGUCUGGAGUUGACGCAAUAUUUACAUCGGGGUUGAAAGGGUUAAUAUUAUCUAUUUACAGAGCAGCUGUAAUGCAUAUUAUUGAUAAUUUCUUUCAAAUUGUAUCUUUGUUAGUUUGAAUACUGAAAAAUGUUUACAUUAUUAAUAGUGUUUUACAAGUAAUAAAUAGGUGUCUUCGUUUGGCAUUAUUAAUGCCAGAAAAAAUUAAGUACCUGGAAUUUUGAGUCAGAUGAGUUACUUUUCUAAACUUUGAUUCAAUAAUCAAAAAGUUGAAAUUAAAAAAAAUGAGAUAGGGUGCUUUCAAACAUCUAAAAAUUAUAUAGCAAUAAUUCUUCAAUAUGAAAAUGUUGGAUUUUUAUUGUAUUUCCCCUUAAAUCUACAACAAUGUUAUUAUACAUUGAGCAACGUCAAUGUUGAUGGCAAAACCAAUUGGGUAGAAUUGAAUUGAAUCAGAAUCAUUGCCUCCCUUCACUUGUUUGUCCCUUACAUUCAUAUUAACUUAAGUCUGCUCAUAGUCCACUUAAUUCUUAUGGUAAAAAAUAGGUAGCAACAUGUUAAUAUGUAAUACCAAAAUAAUUUAAUUAAAAUCAGAUGGAACUUUUUGGAAAACAUUAUUAUUAUAUCUGCUAGAAAGUAAUAGAAUAACAGGAUUUGUUUAAGGUUAAAUUUUGUUUGAAUAAAUUAUUUAACAAGAACAAAGAUUUGCCACCAUGAACUCUUAUAGAAUAUUAAGUUGGUAUUAGAGACUAAAGUUGAAAGCAAGUUUCACUAGAAAUAUUCAUGCCAGACAUGGUGGGAAAUAAAUAAAUAAAGAGUAUUGAUUUCUUUUAACAUUCAUGUUAUAUUAUAUUCGUAUAGGACCAACCUCUAAAACUUAGUAACCACUGUUUGAGUUAGAUAAUUUAUUAUCGAUCCGAGAGUUCAGUUUCUGUAUUUUAUUAAUACUGUUGUAAACUAUAAAUCACAUGUAUUAGUUUAUGAGAGAAAGUUUUUUUAAUACAAAGAGUUUAAUAAAAAUUGAGAAAUAAUGUUUUUGUGAAUGCUAAAUAAAAGGGGGGAAAAGCAUUUUAUGUUGCUUAAUUUACUGAAGAUUAACUUUAUUCUAUUACUUGCCCAAUCAGUUAGUUAAGUAAAACCUGGUUCCCUAAAAUGGUUAAAUACACAGUUUGUAUUUAAAAAUAAUAAUUUUUUUACUGUAGAGAGAAAUUAAAACUCUUAGCUGAGUGUUAGCGAAGCCUAACUUUCCACAAGAUAUCUCAAGAAGAAAUUGAGUUAUAGACUUGAAAUUUGUUGUAUAUGGUUAUCACUCAGGGGACUGUAAAAAUUCUUCUCCUAUCUGUCUAAUCCUCAGGAUAUCUCGAGAGUAAAUUGUGCUGGAGACUUAAAAUUUUCCAUGAAACUUCAUACAUACAUAGGCACGAUAGAGUUCGAUAAUGGUGCAUGUCUGACCAUAGGAUUUGGCUGAGUAUUAGCGAAAUUUAACUCACGCUUUAUUCGUUAUAUCUUGAGAACGAAUUGAGCUCUAGACUUAUAAUGUUGUAUGAAACUUCAGCGAAGCCUGUUUGUUACUUGAUCUGGCACAAUUCUAUAUUCUUGUAGCAAAAUUUUUAUUUGAAAUGAAACUAUUUUAAGUUUUAAUAAUUAUUUAAAUUUGUGACACUAUGUAUCACUAAAAUAUUCGAUGUUUGAAAAUUUGACUUUUAUUAGAACUACAUGCAUUUAUUUAAUAUUUUGUGGUUUUUAUGUCAUUUCAACAGAGAUACCCUAUCUUCAAGCAUUGUAAUUCAGUAACUGCAUUGCAAUGCUAUACUUUAGUAGGAAAUAAGUAUACUAUGGAAUUAUAACUAUAAUUGUAAAGUAAUAACUAUAAUUAUAAUUAUAAACAAGCAGCACCCAUAAUUCUUUAACUACCUCUAUAUUUAAUAAAUUGAAGGCUUUCGAUGCAGACAGGGACAUUGCAUUAUCUGUAUUAUUUACUAUGUUACUAAGGCAUUAUAUCAUUCCUUUAAUGCGGUCACAUAUAUUUAUACACAAAGACAACUAUGGAUACCACAGGGACAAAAAUUUUGAAGUACUGUACAUAUUGAACGUAACAUUUUCAUGGAGUAAGUACUACAAGUUUGUAGAUAUAAGAAAUGACACCAGCCAUUAAAGCCUCCAUACUAGAUUAAGAGUUUACUGUUAAUUCAAUUAUAGAAAGAGUUGUAAAAUAUAUAGUUAAGAUCUUAUAAUUUUUCUCCAUACUAUUAAAACAGGGAUUUACAUAUAACCUUUUUUAAGACUUGUACAUUAGUUUAACGAUUUGUUAUUGAUAUUGUUGACAUUAUAUACAUUUUUUAGUAUUAGUUACAUUUUGUUGAAAUAUUUUGUGCUAUACUAUAAAUCUAUUACAUUAUUAAUGCAAGAUCAUUAAUUAUUUGUGGUACAUUAAUGUUAUUGAUUAGAUCAUCAUAAAUUUCAUGAAUUAUUUUUCUGGAAAUAUUUUUUAUUUAAUAGUAAAUUAAAAUGAAUCGCCGAGUAUUUAUGGUGGCGAGUGACAAAAUUUGAAAGCCAACACAACAUUAUUUUAUACUAUAAAACGGAUUGUGUUGUUUAAUAUUAUUUGUCUGUAAAUACAAGAAAUUUGAUUACAUAUUUUCAACAUUGUUCAAUUUUAUGUUUUGAAAUGUACUUUACAUUAAAUAACUGUGAGGCCACAAACCUGUAAUGUUUUAUUCGGUAGUAGUUUUGUUUUAAAACGUUAUUAUUUAGAAUGGCAACUGUUUGACUCAAAUUCAUUUAGCUAUACAAGUAAUUUAUCAUUAAUAUUGUAUAGUACACAUUCUACUUUAUUAUGAUUACUAAUUUUAAGUUUUAUAUAAGCAUCCUUACAUUUGGUUUCAAAAAUAAAACAUUGUAAAAUAAGAUUUACAAAAUAUACUUUUAUGUAGGCUGCUCUGUCUCUUUCAUAUUUCAGCAAUUGUUUUUUAUUCCUUUUUAUACAUGUAUGUGUUUACAAUUGAUUGCUUUUAUAUAUAUACAUUAUUUUGUAAGAUUUUUAAUUGCACAAAAUGUGGGUCAUUUCUCUUAUCUGCCUCAUUUAAUUUACUUGCCACUGCAAUAAGUUAUUGCUUACUAGAUGGGAUCCAAAGCUUCAGCAAUAUACGGAAUAAUGCUUGUGGUGUGUAAGGAGAAACGUAGAUAACUUUAAGAAGUUUAAUAUUUUAAAAUCAGGGUAUUAUGGUAUUGAAAUGGUGCAGUCAGUUUUUGUUUAGUUUAAUUUAUUAAAAUUUGUGUCACAAUCCUUCAAGAUAACUUUCCUAAAUACAGAAAAAAGAUUACACUACAAGAAGAGUUAUAGGCACUUCAAUUAGUGAUUUUUAAAUUUAUUUGUAACAAGGGCAAAGGAACAUGGAUAAAGUAUUUAACUUUUAACACUACAUAUAUGAAUAAUGUCUUAAGGAAAUGAAUGUUUUAUAAACCACGAAGGUGGUUAGCAAUGGUAUAUAUGUAUAGCUUAUGGGCAUUUCAAGGUGGCCUUAAUUACUGCUUUCAAUGAUUGCAGUUUUUGUGUAAUGAUAAAGAAAUUUUCUUUUUAAAUCUUUAUUUUAAGGGAAGUAUCUGAAACCAAAAACAAAGAAAAAUUAAUUUAACCAAAAACUGAUAGCACCACUGGCUAAUUAGUCUAUUGUAAAUUAAAAUUUGCAAAAGAGUGUGUAUGGUGUGCAUUCAAAAUGUAUAGUUCACUGAAAUAUAAAUAAGAUAUCCAUUAAUGUAUUUAUCUGGUUCCGGAAAAUCAAAUGAAGCUUUAGUGCCCAUGCAGAGAUCUGUCUAUAGUUAUAAACUUAGAUGUCAAGUUAUCAUAUGAAAUACGGCAACAAAAUCUUAGAAAUGAUAUUGGUGCUAAAUAAUGUUUUGAAGCUGGUCAGACUAUUACAAGUACAUACACUUAUUUAUACACUCUUAAGGCACGUUGACUGAAACAUCAUAACCCUUUCCACUUGGAUGUCGCCACUUAGCAACUUCCACUCCGUAUCCAGCUGGUUUUUCACUUCCACUCCGAUUUUGUCGCUCUUGAGCUUGGAGAGGAGAGUCCAAGCACCAUGUGUAAUUUUUAUUUGAUGUCAUUAUGCCUUUAUUAUAGUAUGCAGUUAUAACUCUUAACUUGUCCAUUUAGUUAUCAAGCUAUGCCAAAGCUGUUUAAACUUGAUAACUGAAAAAAGGUAAAGAAUAUAUUUUUUUGGGAUGUGAAGUUGGAUUGUUCCUUUAUAUUUGUAUCACAACUUUGUGAACAGCUGACGUAGUUUGUUUUUAUGAAUUUUGAAUGCUGUGUCUAUAUUUGGUUGGAGAUUGGUGUUUGCAUAUUUUUUUGUGAGUUCAUUUCCAAUUAUUACUACUUAAAAAUCAUGUACUAUUACUAAUCUAUGUAUACUUUUGAUUAAUAGAAAAUGUCAGGUGUAGUUUCCAUUAACUAAGUAUUAGAAAAUCUUAAAAUAAUCAAUUAUUCCUUGAAAUCGUUUUUCAUGUUCUUUUAUUAAAUGUUUACAAUCCUGAAUCUGUUUAUUGAUUUUUAAGAAGUUUUAAAAUAAAGUAAGUUUAACAAAUCAAUAAAAAUGACAAAAGUAUGUAUUUGAAACAUUGUUCUGUGUUAGAAACAUACGUAGUAACACUUGAUAUGACAAUCUAUUAUUACAAUUAGUAAUAACUUUGCUAUAUCACAAAUACAAUUUUAAAACCCUUAUGUAAAUAAACAUACAUUUUUAAAAUCAUGUACUGUAUGUGUGGUUAAAAAAAAGUAUUUGUGAAUUUUUCUAAUUUAUGCCCAACGAAAAUAAAUCUCUAUUUGUAGUGUUUUCUUUUCCUAGUAAUUUGUGCUCAAUAUAAAACCUGUCCGAGUCUAUAAGCAAAACAUUGUAAUGGUCCUAAUAUUUUAUAAAAAUAUUUUGUGUAAAGCCAUGCAUUUUCACUGAAAAUUAAAAAAAAUACACUGGAACAACAGAGUCUAGAAAAUUCGAGUGGAGAGGGUUCUGAUAAAAUAAAUUUGUAUUCAGUACAAAUUUUAUUGCAGGAACCUUAACUGUGUAUACUCCAGAUAGGCAGAUAAUUGUAGGACCCCCAACAUUCCAGAUGUGCUUUAGUGAUGUAACACAAUCCAGUCUCUCAACGUUUACUAUGCAUAACUGUUAUAAUUUUACUUGACAAAUAAUACGUAUAUUGCCAUGUAAAUAUAUAUAAACCUAUAUUCCAUAGUGUAAAGUGGUUAUUGAAUGUUGUUAUUAUUUAUUUAUCUAUUUAUUGUCAAUUUGUUAAUGAGUAUUAAAAGUUGUUAGUCGUAGACACAACUAUAACUUUAAAGUUGUAUUGUUGAGAUGAAAGUUAUUGAAAAAUAACUUUAAGCACAAAACUAUCCAAAUAUAUAUAGUAUAUAUUAAUAUCAUAGUUUUAAACUGUAACUGUAUACUAAACUUUGUAUAACAUUGUUUAUUAAUAAAUUGGUUUUUAUUGUAAA